Scylla paramamosain (green mud crab) is the source of this 4337-nucleotide messenger RNA. RefSeq lists its product as uncharacterized. The record is from RefSeq and is a predicted model, not a curated record. The transcript is spliced from 3 exons. Bases 1 to 831 code for a protein of 276 amino acids. Lineage: Eukaryota; Metazoa; Arthropoda; Malacostraca; Decapoda; Portunidae.
AUGGCCAAGGGCGUGGUGGUGAUGGUGGAGAAGGAUACUCUCAUUAAACCCACCGCCAACAACGCCGCGCCCCUCGCCUGCGAUUCCCUGGUGGCGGGGCGGCUGGGGCUGGAGGGCGUGGCGGUGGAGAACGGCGUGGAGCUGACGAAGGAGACGCAGGACGUGUUCAGGGACUCUGGCACGGGCUCCCACAACACGCCUUCCACCACGGACUCCGGCACCGCUAACUGCAACAUGGCUCUACCUGAGGAGGCCGCUGAGGUGCCCAUCCCGGUGUUCACGUCCCAGCAGUACCGCAUGUGUCCCGUGGAGGAGCUGAAUGACCACGCCAGGCUUAAGCGCAUCACUUCCUCUGCCUCCGCCCGCGCCGCCCCCUCCUCCAGGCCCGCCAGAAACACCUACGACGCCCCAGACCCCGCCUCUGAUAACUGGGCGUCGUGGACGGGCACGCAGGGGCGCCGCCACUCCUGGUGCUGCCCUCAGGACGGCUCAGAGGGGAAGCAGUACCGCACACAGAGCACCCAGACCUUCAAACCAGACGCCCCCUCAGUACCGCACACGCACCACCACCAUCACCACCACCACCUGCACCCACACUACCAGUACGGACACAGCCAGCACGGACAGUACCUGGCGCCGCCCUACCACCCCUACUCCUCCCCCCAGGACCCGCGUCGUCUGUACCCCAACCAGUGCUCCGAUGUUGGGGAUGACUCCGUGUUCACAGUUGGGGAGGCAGCAACGCGCCUGAUGGAUGGGGAGGGGGAUGAGGGCAGGGAGAUCAUGAAGGGGCGCUGCAGUUCGGCGGAUGCGCGGCAGAGGAGCAGUUAGGGCAGGUGGAAGGGGCGGCUGGGGGAGGCUAAGGAGGGAUGGAUACAUUCUACUGAAGGAGGGAGGAAUGAAGAGGGUUUCGCAAGGUGAGGAGUCAGUUAGAGUGAUGAUAUUGGACGUAGAUGACCCUAGUGACGCAGUUAAGGGAGUAAUGCUGGUGGAUGCACGUGAUAGGCUGAAGGAUUACGAGGAGGGAAGUUGAAAAGACGAAUGUAACAGUGAUCAGGGAAAACCUUCAUACAACUGACUGCAAAUGAAGUGGAGAGUGUACAGAGUGUGCUUAAAGAAAAGACUUAAGUGACAAUAUAUUCCCAAGUUGCAAGAGGAAGAAAAAAAAACUUAUACAAAAAAAAACUGAAAAGGCAAAGCAGAAAAUAGAAAAAUACAGUGCAUUUACGAGAACUUUGAGGACAAGAGAAUGGAAAAAAAUAUAUAUAUAUAACUAUGAAGGUGAAGGAAACAACCAGAACCUUACAGUGUGACCUAAAAACCACUAAAGAAAACGUAUUUUGUCAUCGCCAAACGAAAGAAAAUCAGUGCAUCCUGUCAGCAGAGGACUGGUUACCGACUGACUUAACGGGCCGCAACAACGUGGUCAUAUGGCGCCGCUGCAAAGAAAUGAGCGGCGCGUGAACGUGUAUCUGACAUGAAAAGUGCAGAGAGAGAGAGAGAGAGAGAGAGAGAGAGCGAGAGUGUAUAGACAAAUGAAGUGAAGUGAUACCAUGACACUUAUUAGCAACAUGAACACCCUCACUUCCCACCUGUCUGCUCUGGAAAGGAAAAUAAAUAAACUAUGAAUAAACUAACUUACAUAUAAGUGUGUGCGUGUAUGACUGUACGUAAAUCGAACACACACACACAUGCUGAACAGACGCAAAAAGAAAAAAAAAAAAAACGCACAUGACCUAUAUCACUAUGUGCACACAAGUCUAUUAUGUGUAAAAAAUGUAUGCAUGUAUGUAUGUAUGUAUGUAAGUGUAUAAGCAGAGGGUGUACGUACUUAUAAACUGAAGUGUACAAAUUUACGUGUUUAAGAUACAGUAGUUCACAUAGACAUAACAAAAUAAACACAACUAUUUCAUGGGAGUGACAGUUUUAAAAUUUUCACUUAUCUUCAAUGUACUGUCGUGAAGAGCCAGGGAAAGUUGAAAUACCUGUUUGUUAAGACUGAUUUUGGUCUUGAGAGAGAGAGAGAGAGAGAGAGAGAGAGAGAGAGAGAGAGAGAGAGAGAGAGAGAGAGAGAGAGAGAGAGAGAGAGAGAGAGAGAGAGAGAGAGAGACUAAAGGAGGAAGAAGAAACAAAAUAAAGGUAAGGAUAAAAAUGGAUUAGACGAGGAAGGGAGGAAAGAAAGAAAGGAAAAAAGGGAAUAAAAGGGAAACAGGUGUGAAAACAAAGCCAGGUGAGAGGAAACAAUUAUGUGAGGGAAGGAGAGAGGGAAGUGAGAGGAGAGGGAGAGAGGGAGAGGGAACUGGAUUGCCAAAGAAGAGAGAAGGAAAGAGAAGAGGAAAAAAAAUUAACAAGAUCCUCAAAAAAAAAAAAAAAAAAAAAAUCUCUGGAUACUGAAAAUAAAAGAAAAACUAAUAUUUCCAGGAAGUUCUCAAUAUUUAAAUCCCUGUCCUUAAAUUUACGACGGAGGGAAAAUAGAUGAAAAGACUUAGGGUUUUUCAUUUUCCGUUUUCAUUUUUUUUUCUAGGGGGGUCUCUCUUAAGUUUAUUUCAUGACGUUGUUGUUGUUGUUGUUGUUGUUAUCAUUAUUAUCAUCAUUAUCAUUAUUGUCAUUAUCAAAAUGUGUUCUUUACUAAUAUUAAGCCCCAAAUAAAAGUAAAUUAGUAAAUAGAGAAGUAAAUAAAUAAAGAAAUAGAUACACUAUAUGAAAAACCUAACGAUUAAAUAAAUAAAUAAAUAAAUAAAUAAAUAUAACGAAAUAAAGAAUAAUAAAAAAAAAGUUUGCGUCCCUUUCAUUUAUAAUUGUAGUGUUUUUUUCUUUCCUUAUAAGUUUAUUUUCUUAUUUCUUUUCAUUUAUUUUAUUUUUAACUAUAUUGAUGAUUAUUUAAUAUUUAUUUCUAUUAUUGUUUUUCACUUAUUUUCACUUAUCUAUCUACCUAUCUAUUUACUUUCUUCCUUUAUUUAUUUACCUAUCUAUUUAUUCAUUUAUUAUUUCUUUUAUUUAUCUUAUUUUAUCUAUAUUUAUUUAUUUAUUUGUUUAUUUAUUUAUUUAUUUUAUUUAUUUAUUUAUUUAUUUAUUUUUUUUGAGGGAGACAGGGAUGGGGAAAGAAGGGAUUAGCAUACCGAACAAUAUCACAUCACUUAUGACACCUUUAAAACUUCCUGCUCCAUCAAGUGCCUCGGUUCUCCCAUUUCCACGGUUCUGAAACAGUGCCUCGGAUUUACCAAGUCCCUAACCAAUCAGGUGCUCCGGUUACGAUUCUGUGUUGCGGUUCUGUACGUUUCUGCGUCAUAUCCCCGGUCCUGCAGCGUCGCGGUUCUAUUAUGCUGUGUUCCGGUUGUGCAGUUACGGUUCUAUCAGUUUUCCGGUUCUGCAAUGUUAUGGUUCUUAAGGAUUUCCGGUCCUGGAGGUGGUCUGAAUAUCUACGUGGUUCUGCUGGGGUGCUAGUUUCAGCCAAAGAGUGUGGUUCAAAUAGUGACUCAUGGUUCUGCAUUAAUAUAUCAGGUUCUAGUUAAUUAUUCCUAUUUGGUGAUAAGUUUCGUUUCUAGUACUCUCGGUUCUAUCAGACAAACGGUCCCAUCUCUAUAGUACAUCAUAGUUAAGCAAAUACGUCCGGUUCUACUUAAAAAAUCAUGUUUAAGAACGUAACUUUCGGUUCUCAAGAGAAUUAUAUAGUUCACAAUUCUAAAUACCCUCUAUGCAAAAAAAAUAAUCGGUUCUACUUAUGAUUUCGGUUCUACAGCAUCCCGAUUCUAUAAAAAUACGGUUCUUUUUUUCAUGAUUUCACUUCCAUAGUAUUCAGAUUCCACAAAAGGUGAUUAAAUAAAAAAAAAUGCAAAAAGAAAAAAAAACACUAAAAAUUCCGGUGGUUCUACAACGGUGCUCGACUCGCCUUGACACGUGUGGUGCUUUAAAAGGCUCCAGUCCAUUUGUAAGAGACAGUGUGUGGCAAGAAGAUUCCAAUCCUGCCCUUUAUUCAGAUAGUCUUAAUACAGAGGAGGAGUUUUCGUCGAAGUAUUUAAGGAGAGAAAAAAAAUAAAUAAAAAAGUAAAAAAACAAACACAUUUACACACAAGAAGCCGACCAAAGCUUUAGCUAUGUACAUAAACUCUGAAAUACGAACUUUGUAUGUAAAUAUAUAUCAUUUGUUUGCUAUAUUGUACGUAGUGUCUAAGUGAUUGUUUUAUUACUACUACUAUUACCACUAUUACUACUACUACUACUACUACAUGUAUCCAUUUCUGUGUGUGUGUGUGUGUGUAUGUGUGUGUAUGUGUGCGUGUGUGUGUGUUUCUCCAUGCAUGUAAAGGAAUAAAAUGUUGAAAAAAAAGAAGGAAAAA